Rotaria sp. Silwood1 is the source of this 864-nucleotide messenger RNA. The record is from the annotation of a GenBank genome assembly. NCBI's taxonomy places the organism in Eukaryota, Metazoa, Rotifera, Eurotatoria, Philodinida, Philodinidae.
AUGCCAACAAUUACUUUAGCACCACUUCCAUUAUUAUCAGAUAUGCCAGUUGUACCAAUUGAAUCAGAUUAUGAAAAAAUUGUUGAUUCAUCAGGUGAUGGAGAAAUCGGUAUUGUGAAUGUUGAUCAAAAUUUAGCAAAAUCAAUGGAAUAUGAGAAUCAUACGAAAUUAACAUCAAUACGAUUACAACAACAAUCAUCUGAUGAUGAUACAGAACUUUAUGCUACUGUUGAUAAAAUAAGAACAGUGAAUAAUGGAACAAGAAUAAAAACAAAUGCAACAAGUACUAUUGGUUCUAACCUUAGACAAGACUCAAUACUAACAUCAACAACUGCUCCUUCAUCACAACCAAUACCUUCGGCAAGUUUACAUUCAACCGGAUUUACCAUAACUCCUGAACAUCUAACUUCUCCUCCACUGCCACCACCUCCAUUACCGCCUCUGCCGCUCCAAGUUUAUACAGAUACAAUUGCGAGUACAAUAGCUAAUGAUCAUGACAAUAUAUCUACUCACCGUCCUUAUUAUGAGGAAGUUAUAGUACGUGAAUCUUUACAAGAUCGUGCUCAAUAUUCACCAAUAGAAGAAGAUCAAAAUCAACAAGAACAACAAUUAAAUGAAAAUUAUUAUUCAUCUGUAAAUAGUGAACGAGAAACAACAACUAGCAGUGAUAUAUAUGCUGAAAUAGCUAAUAGUAGUGAAUCGGGUAUAGUAUAUCAAAAUCCGCAAUAUCAUUAUUAUUCUCGACCAUCAAAUGAUAUUGGCAUAGGUGAUGAUACAUCCGAACAUUAUGCAACUGUUAUUGAAUUAAGUAAUACUGAAGAAGACUGUACAGGAAGUUGUUUAUAUCAAGAUGUUGAUUCUUGA